AUGGCGUCCGAGGAUGUGAAGACUAGUGGGGAGGCUGCUGUUUCGACGAUCGUGAAUCUCGCUGAGGAGGCUAAGCUAGCUAGUGAAGGUGUCAAGACGCAAGGCCCCGCUUUCCUCAGUAUCUGCAAGUCCCUCGUCGCCGGUGGAGUCGCUGGAGGAGUGUCCCGCACAGCUGUUGCUCCUCUAGAAAGAUUAAAAAUUCUACUCCAGGUCCAGAAUCCACACAGCAUAAAAUACAACGGUACAAUUCAGGGCUUGAAGUACAUUUGGAGGACCGAGGGUUUCAGAGGACUGUUUAAAGGAAAUGGCACGAACUGUGCUCGCAUCGUACCAAAUUCAGCCGUCAAGUUCUUUAGUUAUGAGGAAGCCUCAAAGGGUAUAUUAUGGUUCUAUAGGCGCCAAACUGGAAACGAUGAUGCACAGCUUAGUCCUGUUCUACGUCUCGGUGCUGGUGCAUGUGCUGGUAUAAUUGCCAUGUCAGCAACUUACCCAAUGGACAUGGUUAGAGGUCGCCUAACUGUCCAGACAGAUAAGUCUCCCCAUCAGUACAGAGGUAUCGUCCAUGCUCUUUCAACUGUUCUAAAGGAAGAAGGCCCCCGUGCACUAUACAAAGGCUGGCUUCCAUCGGUCAUUGGAGUUGUACCGUACGUGGGUCUCAACUUUGCGGUGUACGAGUCUCUGAAAGACUGGUUGCUGAAAUCCAACACAUUCAACCUGGUCGAAAACAACGAACUGAGUGUAACGACGAGGUUAGCAUGUGGAGCUGCAGCUGGAACUGUCGGUCAGACAGUAGCUUACCCACUCGAUGUCAUUCGACGGAGAAUGCAAAUGGUAGGAUGGAAGGAUGCUGCUUCGGUCGUCACUGGGGACGGAAGGGGCAAAGCACCACUUGAAUACACCGGUAUGGUCGACGCCUUCAGGAAAACCGUUCGCUACGAGGGGUUCGGUGCCUUGUACAAGGGUUUGGUCCCUAAUUCAGUAAAGGUUGUCCCAUCCAUAGCCAUUGCAUUUGUGACGUACGAGAUGGUGAAGGAUGUUCUUGGGGUCGAGAUGAGGAUUUCCGACUGA
Molecule: messenger RNA, 1068 nt
Organism: Linum trigynum
Lineage: Eukaryota; Viridiplantae; Streptophyta; Magnoliopsida; Malpighiales; Linaceae
Source: the annotation of a GenBank genome assembly